This is a messenger RNA of Orussus abietinus, 1690 nucleotides long. RefSeq lists its product as uncharacterized. The record is from RefSeq and is a predicted model, not a curated record. The coding region runs from base 122 to 1552 and encodes 476 amino acids. The transcript has 4 exons. NCBI's taxonomy places the organism in Eukaryota, Metazoa, Arthropoda, Insecta, Hymenoptera, Orussidae.
CCUUGUUCUGUCGGAAUCUACACUGAUCUACUCUGAUACUAAAGGAAUCGCCUUAAUAAUUCUACUCCAACAACGUUUAUAAAUAAUAGUUAUAAUUUAGAAUCUCGUUAUUAAGAUCAGCAUGAAGAUCACCUUCUGCCAUGUACUCGUCUUCUUGCUUCUCCGGGAGGCAAUCGCUGGUGUGGCCAGGAAACCACCAGCCUUUUCAACCCCUGUGUUCACGGAUUCCUAUUUACCAGCUGGAAUGCAGGUGAUAUUCCACACCGUAGAGCAAUUGAAACAACAGCAGUUCGAAGAAUCACAACUAUCUAAUUUAUCAACGCCUUCCACAAGUUCACAUCUUCCUAGUCAAGAGCAAAUCACCGUGCGACCAUACACCCCAGCAAUAUCUGUGAACACCAAUAAAACGACUGAAGAAACAAUACUGGUCCAUGUUAUCACUGAGAAUAACACAUUUACCCAAGAAAUGCCUGUUAAAAAUCAAGAGAAUCUCACAGGAAGUCAAGAAAGUUCUGUACCUGAAACAAAGAUUCCGGUCACCGAUCGAGAGAUUAUCGAUCGAGAAACUUCAUCCACCGAACAAGGAGUCUCACAUGAGAAGACAGAACUUUGGGUUCCCUCUAGCGAGGAUUCGGAGGUACAUGAAGUUCCAUCACCGGACCAAGGAAUUCCAGCCAGCGAUGAAGGAAUUUUGGCGUUCGAUCAAGGAACUCCGGCUGGUGACCAAGAAACUCCAGGUGUCAACCAAGAAACUCCAGAAAUAAACGAAGAGGAAGCCGAGGUAAAUUACGCGACGCCGGAAACCAAUUUCGAGAUCCCAGAGCAAAACCAAGAGAUUCCUGAAAUACUGCCAGAAAUGAGCGAAGUUAACCCAGUGGAAAGCAUUUCGGACUUGAAGGCCCCAGGAAGCACGCUAGUUCCGGAAGUGACGAGCUCGUCGAGUCGUAAAGAAAUGGACGGGGCAGGAAGUAUUGGAGACCACCCUUACGAGGAUCAAGAACACUCUGUUCAGGAUAUAAAAAAUAAAUCGGCCGACGAGGAAGGCACUCAAGGGAUUCCUAAAAAGCAAAGUCGUAAGAGAAUCGAAGCGUCUCCUUUCGAGGCGAUAAAUUCAGAGGUGGACGGCCAAGAUAAAGCGGACAAUCUCGAGGAGGAAGAAGAUGAAAACAGGUUCUCCCAGCUGGGCGAAAAAGUGGUUCAGGUACCUCGUCCAAGUUUAACCAACUAUUUAAAGCGAACAAAUGUACCGCUGAAGGCCUCGCUUCAACAAUUGGCAAGUCUCUAUGACGCCCUCAGCAAGGAUGCCAGGAAACAAGGAUUCGCGAAAUACGCAGGAUACUCGGAUGAUGUCAUGAAAUUCCUAGAAAGUUCAUCAGAGGGUGGAGUUGGACCACAGUUGAAGAGAAUCCUAACCAAGAUCACUGAAAAGCAAGAAUUGACUAGAGAAGACGCCAAGAUGAAGACUGGGGUGGUUCUUCGAGAUCUCGAUGAUCCUGGCAGCAUUUUGAAUAGGGAUUUAAAACUCGUGGUGCCCUUACGUUUUAUGCCUUGAAGGGUAAUUAAGAGAUUAAAUUUGAGAAAAACACUAAAAGUAUGUGAGAAGUAUAUGCGCAUAGGCGCAUAAUUAACAUUUUUAUAGAAAGGGUGUUCGUUUCUACAGUUAAGAAUGUAGAAAUCUGUUCAAUAUCCA